CUAAUCAUAGCCGCGGGUGGGGUGUGGCGUGUUGUGUUGUUGCCUCCGCCUCCGCCGCCGGCCGCUCGAGCCUCCUCCUCUCCCGCCAGCCGCCGCCGCCGCCGCCGCUGCUUGCUUGCGAUUUUUCAGAUGGAGAGCCCGAAUCAGAACCAGCAGCAGGAGAGCAGCAGCGGAAGCAGCGUGAUGUGCCAGCUGGUCAGUCCCGAAGGAGACCACCUUGGCGCCGCCCUCUACUUGCCUCACAACGUCGGCCCGCCGCAGCUGCAGGAGAUCGUCAACCAUCUUCUCCACAACGAGGACAAGCUGCCAUAUGCAUUCUACAUCGGAGAUGAAGAACUCUCUGUCCAGCUUGGUGCUUACAUGCAGCAAAAGAAUGCAAAUGUUGAGGUUACCCUGCGCAUAGUAUAUCAACCGCAGGCAAUUUUCCGUAUCAGGCCAGUCAACCGAUGCUCUGCUACAAUUGCUGGCCAUACAGAAGCUGUACUAGCAGUUUCCUUCAGUCCUGAUGGAAGAUGUUUGGCUAGUGGUUCUGGUGAUACCACUGUUAGGUUUUGGGAUCUGAGCACACAGACCCCAUUGUUCACAUGCAAAGGACACAAAAACUGGGUCCUCUGCAUUGCAUGGUCGCCUGAUGGGAAUCAUCUUGUUAGUGGAAGCAAGUCAGGGGAACUUAUAUUAUGGGACCCGAAAACAGGCAAGCAAUUGGGGACUCCACUUACGGGGCAUAGGAAGUGGAUUACUGCUGUAUCUUGGGAGCCAGUUCAUUUGCAAUCUCCUUGCCGCCGUUUUGUAAGUACAAGUAAGGAUGGUGAUGCACGUAUUUGGGAUAUGACCACAAGGAAGUGUGUCAUUGCCCUUACAGGUCACACUAAUUCAGUGACUUGUGUGAAGUGGGGUGGAGAUGGUUUGAUUUACACUGGUUCUGAAGAUUGUUCAAUCAAAGUGUGGGAAACUUCUCAGGGAAAAUUGGUCAAAACACUGCAGGGUCAUGGUCACUGGGUCAAUUCACUUGCUUUGAGCACCGAGUAUGUUUUGCGCACAGGGGCAUAUGACCAUACUGGCAAGACAUAUUCAACAGCAGAGGAAAUGAAGGAGGCAGCUCUUGCGAGAUACAAGAAGAUGAGGGGCAAUGCACCUGAGAGACUAGUUUCUGGUUCUGAUGAUUUUACGAUGUUUCUCUGGGAACCAACAAUUAGUAAACAGCCCAAAGCCCGCAUGACUGGUCAUCAAAAGCUCGUAAACCAUGUCUACUUCUCUCCUGACGGGCAGUGGCUGGCAAGUGCCUCCUUUGACAAAUCUGUCAAGUUAUGGAAUGGUAUUACAGGCAAAUUUGUUGCAGCUUUCAGAGGGCAUGUUGCAGAUGUCUACCAGAUCAGCUGGUCUGCUGACAGUAGGCUUCUAUUGAGUGGAAGCAAGGAUUCCACCCUAAAGGUCUGGGAUAUUCGAACACGCAAGUUGAAACAGGAUUUGCCAGGGCACGCAGAUGAGGUGUACGCUGUGGAUUGGAGCCCUGACGGCGAGAAGGUUGCAUCUGGAGGCAAGGACAGGGUCCUCAAGCUAUGGAUGAACUAGUUCCCUUAGAGUUAAGGUACUUAGCUAGUAGCUUCUUGUCAUGGUGGCUCUCUCUUGUUCUUGGUGAGAGAUUUUGUAGGGUUGGGUUGGCAUUUCUUGUUUUUAUUUUGCAACCAAAGGCUUGAGGGUUUAUAGCUGGUUUUUUUUAGAUAAUGGAAUAUAAUAUUCCGGUUUUUGUUCAAAAAGAACUACAGCCAAUUAUUACAAAGAUCCACUCCAGAAGAGAGUGUAGUUUAAGACAAGUUGAACACACCAAAUAAGAGAAGAGAUAACCCAAACUGAGAAAAGCAAAACAAAAUGUGGAGGCUAGAAGGCCUUGUCAAGGCUUA
Molecule: messenger RNA, 1901 nt
Organism: Oryza sativa Japonica Group (Japanese rice)
Lineage: Eukaryota; Viridiplantae; Streptophyta; Magnoliopsida; Poales; Poaceae
Product: notchless protein homolog
Biological process (GO): ribosomal large subunit assembly
Cellular component (GO): nucleolus
Molecular function (GO): protein binding
Source: RefSeq, a predicted model, not a curated record